Molecule: messenger RNA, 1187 nt
Organism: Phytophthora sojae
Lineage: Eukaryota; Oomycota; Peronosporomycetes; Peronosporales; Peronosporaceae
Exons: 5
Coding region: 1-960 (319 amino acids)
Molecular function (GO): hydrolase activity, acting on carbon-nitrogen (but not peptide) bonds, in linear amides
Source: RefSeq, a predicted model, not a curated record
AUGCACGCGUCCGUGGGCCGCGUCGGCUCGUCCUCAGGCUCGCUGGGCUCCAGCUCCGCCAACGUCGGCUUCAAGGCGCCCUCCACCGCCGUCGAGCGGGUGAUGACCGUGGCGGCCACGCAGAUGAGCUGCGGCAACCCUGAGGAGAACAUCAAGAAGGCCGAGAGCCUCGUGCGCAUCGCCAGCUCCCGCGGCGCGCAGGUCAUUCUGCUGCAGGAGCUGUUCCAGUUCUCGUACUUCCCCAUCGAGCUCAACGCCGGCAACUUCCAGCUGGCCACGACGCUCGAGGAGUCGGCGCUGGUGCAGGGCAUGGCGCUGCUGGCCAAGGAGCUGCACGUGGUCAUCCCCAUCAGCUUCUUCGAGCGCUACAAGAACUCGUACUACAACUCGUGCGCCGUGAUCGACGCCGACGGAACCGUGCUGGGCGUGACGCGCAAGAUGCACAUCGGAGACCGUCUUGGAUACAAUGAGAAGUAUUAUUUCACGCCGUCGGACGACUCCUUCAAAGUGUGGAACACACGCUACGGCAAGAUUGGCGUGGCUAUCGGCUCGGACCAGUGGUACCCGGAGGUGGCGCGCAGCUUGGUGGUGCAGGGCGCGGAGUUGCUGCUGUACCCGAGUGCGAUGGGCAGCAACCAGUACGACCCGAACUUCGACCCGCGUGACCAGUGGCAGCGCGUGAUGCAGGGCCAUGCGGCGGCCAACAUGGUGCCCGUUAUUUGCUCCAACCGCGUGGGCAGUGAGGUGGUGGACGGUAUUCAGGUCACAUUCGUCGGCUCCUCGUUCAUCACAGGCCAGACCGGCGAAAUGCUCAAGAUCGCUGACCGCGAGUCUGAAGGCGUGCUCGUGGAGAGCUUUGACCUCGAAAAGUUCCACGUCCGACGAGCCAGCUGGGGCCUUAUCCGCGACCGCCGGCCCAACAUGUACGGCGCUCUCAUGACGCGUGACGGGCCGCAGUAAAGCUCUUCGAAAUACCACGCCUUCACGAGGGGGUACGGCAUUUUGAGCUUCGAGGGUUGCAACUCAGCGAACAAGUCCUACCGAUCCACAGAAGCUUAGAAAGCAGGUGCUGGCCUGCCAAGCCAUGUCAUGUCGUCGACGUAUCGUCCGGCACGCAGCAACAUCCAAGACAACACAAGCAAAGGUAGCCCUCUAAAUGUAGCUCUGUGCCAAACUUGACCCUGUUC